Messenger RNA from Cyclopterus lumpus (lumpfish), 2881 nucleotides. RefSeq names its product unconventional myosin-XVB-like. Gene Ontology annotation, cellular component: cytoskeleton. Lineage: Eukaryota; Metazoa; Chordata; Actinopteri; Perciformes; Cyclopteridae. Gene Ontology annotation, molecular function: protein binding. The record is from RefSeq and is a predicted model, not a curated record. The transcript has 23 exons. The coding region runs from base 1 to 2838 and encodes 945 amino acids.
AUGCUAAACCGCAGGAUGAAAGGAGGAGGAGGGAUUGGACCCAUGUAUGGAACUGGUAUGCCCAUGACAAUGCCAAGCUAUGCUAUGGGACCGAUGGUUAACCCUUCGAUGCCCAGCUAUGGUGCAACUCCCAUAAUGCCAAACAUGCCAGUCAUGAUGAUGCCUCAGACUCCCAUGUCUGCCACGACUGUCGCUGACCCCAUGCAGAUGACAGCAUCGCAGCAGGCCCUCAUCAACCAGCAGGCCUUUCUCAUGGCCCAGCAGAUGACCCUGCAGGCAAUAAAUCUGUCCCAGCAGCAGACGCAGGAGCAGCAGAAAAAGCAGAAGAAGCAGGAGAGAAAGCAGCAGCGGGGGGAGGAGAAGCAGCUGAGGCGUCAGUCCGAGCGGCGGCCCUGGGAACGCUCGCCCUCGCCCUCACCCUCACCCCCACCUUCAUCUCCCUCGCCCCCACCUGCCCGGACCAAAGCGCCUGCGCCUAAACGCACCUACGGCUACAAGCAGCCUGCGCCUGCGCCUGCGCCUGCACCUGUCCCUGCCCAUGCGCCUAAACGCACCUACGGCUACAAGCAGCCUGCGCCUGCGCCUGCGCCUGCACCUGUCCCUGCCCAUGCGCCUAAACGCACCUACGGCUCCAAGCAGCCUGCACCUGCGCCUGCACCUGAGCCAGAGAGAGAAGUGGACUUACCAGAUCCCGAAGACCUGCAGUCUUUCAGAGACAAGAAGGAAUACUUCCAGAAGUUUGGCAUUCAUGCCCGAGGUGGAUCCAAAGCAUCAAAUUCUCGUCCGGCCCACUCCAGCCCACCCAGACGGCAGCAACGCUCCCCGCCGCCCCCAUCCCCACCCCCACCCCCACCAACAGCACCUAAGCCUGCGGUGAAGCGUCUCCACACCCCUCCUGCCAGAGUUGUUGACCCCCCACCAGCAGCACCGAAGCCAGCUCCUCUCACUAAGCACCAGCCCGAACCCACCUCCAACAUCCGGGAAAUCAUCAAGCAAUUUAACAGCCGACCCCAGCCGGAAGCCAAACCCUUUGAGCCUGUCAGACCUGCUGCACGGCAUUUCGUAAAGAAGAAUGACCCCAAAGACGAAGCUCUGGCCAAACUCCUAAACAAAGCACCAGUGCCACAACCGAAGAAACAGUGUGUGCCUCCGCCAGUCAAGCCCAAGAGGGAGCCACCUUGUCCCAGGACCCCGUUCCCGCAGUCCUCCUCUCCUCCCUCCACCAGGGGGCCCCGCAUCAUCUCCAGCAACAUGAGGCAGAAACAGCGCUCCCUGGGGGACCUGUUUGGCUCGCAGCGCUCCCAGCACCCUCCGACCCCUCCCCCUGACUCCGCGCCGCCUCCCCCGCGCCCAGCGCCCCUCAUUUGGAGCAUCCCCGACCCGCCGCCCAUGGCGGCCCCGUCCCUCAUAACCACAGAUGUGAUGCCAGAUGAGGAGGGCAUUCGCUCCCAGCUCCACCGCUUCUCUGCUGGGGUUUACUUCUCUUACUCCAACAUGGCAGGAAAACUGUUCCUGCGAAAAGAAGUGUUUUACCCCAGAGAGAUGUUCAACAGGCCCUACAUCCUCAAUCUGUUGUGUGAACAGAUCAUGAGGGACACCUACUCUGACAGCUGUGUGAGGAUCAGCAGAGAGGAGAGGAGGAAGAUGAAGGACCUGCUGGCUAAUUUCAAUGUGGGAAUGACUAUAAGCACCAUCCAGAAUGACAUCAUGAAGAAGAGGAUUGUCAUGGCUGCUCGAGACAACUGGGAAAACUACUUCAUCCGUCUGUUCCCUGUGAAGUCGGACAGAGGGGAUGCUCAGGUCUUGGGGGUGUCUCACCGGGGCUUUCGUCUACUGAAGGAGGUCAGAGCAUCAGGCAUCAACCCCAAACACCUCCGUCUGCUCACAAGCUACAGCUUUGUAGAGUUGCUGUCAGUUGACCUCCAGGGUGCAGACAGAGUGGGACUGGAGCUGGUGGGGGAAAAGUUGGUGAUGCAGUCAUCCAGAGCUCCUCAGAUCACUGCCAUGAUCCGGUUCUUCCUCCAGGAGCUCAUCCGGGACUCGGGCCAUGUGGUUGCCCUGAAGAGUUUUGUAACAGAUGACAAAAGUCUACUUAGCUUCAGCAAGGGUGACGCCAUCAAACUGCUGCCAAUGGAAGGACUCCAGACGGGCUGGCGUUUUGGCACCUUGGGAGGGCGCUCUGGUCUUUUCGCAGAUGACCUCACCCAGCCAUCCGCGGCCCCGGACUACCACUGUCUGCCCCUUAACCGAAGAGAUGACAAGAGGAAAAGCAAGAUGGGCGCUGGACCUGCCGGUCCACCCAAGGACCCGUCUCCAGGUCCUAUCAGCAGACCCAUGGGCAGCGUCGAUUCAAAGCUGCUCGGUAAAGAGGCCUCGGUCCAGAGAUUCGACCAGAGCUCAAUCCAGGGCUCAUUCCACGAGCUGGAGACCCUCUCGAGCAUGGCUGAGUUUGCCAUGAAGUAUUUCCGAGUGGGGACUACAGGUCUAUCAGCAAGCGAAAGGAAUUUUGCAGAGGCGUUUCAACACACAGAAGUUCCCAUACAGGAGUCCCUCAUUCUCUACAAUGACCCUGAAAUCACUGAGUUGUCGGUCCAGUGCUUCUUGAACUUGAUGCAGUUCAUGGGGGACAUGCCAAUGACAAAGAAGAACACCCAGACGGACUGCUUGAGCCACAUUUUACUGAUCCAUCUGCACCCUCGGCUGGCGGCUGCUCAACCUGAUGACCGGGUUCUUCCCCUGCUCCGGUACGCUGCAGCCGCACGUCACACGCCACCUCCAGGACAUCUCUCAGGACUACGAGCACCCAUACCAAGAGCUGGCGUGCGUGUGUCAAGAUAACCUGCAGCAGUCUCUCAGCUUUGGCGGCCGCCGUAACAUCCCC